Molecule: messenger RNA, 3610 nt
Organism: Bubalus bubalis (water buffalo)
Lineage: Eukaryota; Metazoa; Chordata; Mammalia; Artiodactyla; Bovidae
Gene: VIT
Product: vitrin
Exons: 14
Coding region: 319-2277 (652 amino acids)
Biological process (GO): positive regulation of cell-substrate adhesion; extracellular matrix organization
Cellular component (GO): interstitial matrix
Source: RefSeq, a predicted model, not a curated record
ACCGCCUAAUUCAGUACUAAAACCAGUGUGAGAAGCAGUGUGUGUGAGUGUGAGAGUGAGUGUGUGUGUGUGUGUGUCUGUGUGUGUGUGUAGUGUAAAAUGUGCUUUUCAAAGUGCUGAGAGUUUGAUAGGAAUGUUUGAUUAGCUCUUCUCAGAAGAGAAAAGGUGCUUGGACCUCUUCUUGUUUCUUCUUUAGAAUAAUUUGGAUGGGAUCUGUGAUGCAGAAAAGCUUAAGGAAAAAGGGAUAUCCGUUCUCUGUGGUGGAAAAGUUUUGAAAAAAAUUUGCUUUCUUCAAACAAGGGUGCCAUUUUGAUAUUUAUGGGGAUUGUUGUCCUCACUAUGAAGGCAUCUGUUAUUGAAAUGUUCCUUGUUUUGCUGGUGACCGGAAUACAAUCUAAUCAAGAAAUGAUGAAGAAAAUGAAAAGGCCCAAAUUCACUGUGCCUCAGAUCAGUUGUGAUGUGAGAGCUGGGAAGAUAACGAACGUCGAGUUCAUUGUGAAGUGUCCACCAGGAUGCCAAGACCCCAGGUACCACGUUUACGGCGUUAACGUCUACGCUUCCUAUUCCAGCGUGUGCGGCGCUGCAGUUCACAGUGGUGUGCUUGAUAAUUCAGGAGGGAAAAUACUUGUUCGGAAAGUGGCUGGACAGUCUGGCUAUAAAGGGAGUUACUCCAACGGUGUCCGGUCAUUAUCCCUUCCACGAUGGAGAGAAUCUUUUGUUGUCUCAGAAGGUAAACCCCAAAAGGGUGUAACCUACCCAUCGUCUCUUACAUAUUCAUCAUCUAAAAGCCCAGCUGCCAAAGCAGGUGAGACGGCAAGAGCAGAUCAGAGCCCACCAGUUCCAGGGACAGCAGCACAGCCAGUCACUGUGAUGCAGGUGCCGGGGACCGCUGCCAUCGAGGCCACCCACACCACCUUGCCAAAGCCCUCCCCAUCUGCAGGCUCUACCACCAGUGGCCUCCAACCACAGCCCGCGGGCCAGAGAAGCAAGGACCUGGGGGAACCUGCCUUGUGGAAACCUGAAUCAGUCCUUCUCGAUGCAGGAUUUGUUCCAAAAGAAGAAUUAAGCACACAGUCUUUGGAGCCAGCAUCCCAGGGAGAUCCAAGCUGCAAAGUUGACUUGUCGUUUUUAAUUGAUGGGAGCUCGAGCAUCGGCAAACGUCGAUUCCGAAUCCAGAAGCAGUUUCUGACCGACGUUGCCCAGACUCUUGACAUUGGCCCCGCUGGUCCACUAAUGGGUGUUGUUCAGUAUGGAGACAAUCCUGCUACCCAAUUUAAUCUCAAGACUCACAUGAAUUCCCAGGACGUGAAGGCAGCCAUAGAGAAGAUUUCUCAGAGAGGAGGGUUGUCUAAUGCAGGCCGGGCCAUCUCCUUUGUGACCAAGAACUUCUUUUCCAAAUUUAAUGGAAACAGAGGUGGUGCCCCUAACGUGGCCGUGGUGAUGGUGGAUGGCUGGCCCACAGACAAGGUGGAGGAGGCCUCAAGGUUUGCGAGAGAGUCAGGAGUCAACAUUUUCUUCAUCACCAUUGAAGGGGCCUCUGAAAAUGAGAAGCAGUACAUGCUGGAGCCCAACUUUGCAAACAAGGCUGUGUGCAGAACCAACGGCUUCUACUCGCUCACCGUGCAGAACUGGUUCAGCCUCCACAAGACCGUGCAGCCGCUGGUGAAGCGGGUCUGUGACACCGACCGACUGGCCUGCAGCAAGACCUGCUUAAACUCGGCCGACAUCGGCUUCGUCAUCGACGGCUCCAGCAGUGUGGGGACCAGCAACUUCCGCACUGUCCUCCAGUUUGUGGCCAACCUCAGCAGGGAGUUUGAGAUUUCAGACACGGACACACGGAUUGGGGCCAUGCAAUACACCUACGAGCAGCGGCUGGAGUUUGGGUUCGAUGAGCACAGCACCAAAUCUGAUGUCCUCAAUGCCAUCAAGAGGGUGGGCUACUGGAGUGGAGGGACCAGCACAGGAGCUGCCAUCCACUAUGCCCUGGAGCAGCUCUUCAAGAAGUCCAAGCCCAACAAGAGGAAGCUAAUGGUACUCAUUACCGACGGGAGGUCCUAUGACGACAUCCGGAUACCGGCCAUGCUUGCCCAUCACAAGGGCGUGAUCACCUAUGCCAUAGGUGUGGCGUGGGCUGCCCAGGACGAGCUGGACAUCAUCGCCACUCACCCUGCCAGGGACCACGCCUUCUUCGUGGACGAAUUUGACAACCUCUACAAAGUGGUCCCCAAGGUCAUUCAGAACAUCUGCACAGAGUUCAACUCACAGCCUCGGAACUGAGUUCAGAGCAGGCCGAGCACCAGCAAAAGCUGCUCUCCCGACUGGCUCUGGGAUGACCCCCAGCACUUUUCGGGGCACACGUGGGACAGCCAGGAAGGAAGGGCUUGCAAACCACGUCUUGUUAUUUUUCUUUGCCAGGGUGGUUUUUCAUACUUGGAGUUAGAAAGAUGAUCAUUAAUUUGUAGGAUGCGCCAAAAAGAUACCUUGCUUUGGGAAUGCUGGGCAUUUUACAUUUUGAGAAUUGUUUUUAAAAUAAAUAUUGAGACUAGAACAAAGCACUUACAGCAGGCUUACCUAGAGCUUUUGUGAGAUUUUUAACAUCUUUAUCUCCAGUCAGAAAUCUGUUAACUCUCCACAAGUUUCAUUUUCGUCACAACAAUAUAGGAGUUGGUUAAUUAAAUGUUUGAAAGGAUUUCAUGCAAUCACUCUGUGUUCUGGGGAGUGGUCACAGGGCUGUGGCAGGGCCACCCUCUAUUCAUGCCCCAGAGCACCUGCCCUGCGCCCUCUCCUGGCUCACGGUGACCGCGCACCCACAUGGGUGCAGGGACAAUGUGGCACAGCACGGCUGCCCCUGUUUCACCUUCGUCUUCUCAAUUAUGGGAAUCACUGUGUUCCUGCAGUAUACGGAGUAGUUGGGGGAAUGGCCCUGGAGGACCACAGUCACUUGGCUUCUUUUUUUUCCCCAUAUUCUUUUUUUUAUUGGCGUAUACUUGCUUUACAAUGCUGUGUUGGUUUCUGCUGUACAACGAAGUGAAUCUGCUAUAUGUAUACAUAAAUCCCCUCCAUCUUGAGCCUCUCACCCUUCUAGUGACCUGGCUUUGGAAGCAGUGCAUCAGGCUGGUACAGCCGCUCUCAGCCCAAGCUGCUUGUUAGAAUCGUUUUAGAGUAAAAUGCUCAUUCCCAGGUCCCAUCCCAAUCUAUGCAAGCUGAGUCUUUGGGACGAAAGCCGGAUCACUGGCAGGUCUGACGAGCUCUCUGAUGCUACUGAGGAUGUGCUGCCAGGAUGGAGAACUACGAGCUGCCUCGGAGGGUCAGUGUUGGAGCCGUUACCUGGGAGAGUCCCUGUUUAUAUGCCUGCUGUUCUGGGUCCCAUUUAGUUUAACAUUCAUCUUGGAUAUUUCAUAUGUUAACUAGAUACUACUAUUAAUAAUUCCAUUCAAAUAAGUUGGCCUGGGUUUGACUGAACCCCACUUUUUACUUCCAAGACUUAUCCAUUACGAUAUGAAAUUACAUAUGUGAUAGGGAGCAUUCAGAAGCAUUCUAAAUAGCUAUACCCUACUUGACAAGUUAUAUUCUGUAAAAAUGUAUUUUGGAGAAUGGUACUCUGAAUAUA